This is a messenger RNA of Strongylus vulgaris, 720 nucleotides long. The record is from the annotation of a GenBank genome assembly. Lineage: Eukaryota; Metazoa; Nematoda; Chromadorea; Rhabditida; Strongylidae.
AAUUCCAUGCUGCCUCCGUCACAGCGCUGUAAAGAUCAAACCACAAAAACUCCCACAGGACCAUUCAAACGAGAUCAUCUGUUAAAGUAUCUUGAGGAUCAAGCUAAAAGUGAAAAAGAUUGGGAGGAUGUGGUGCCAUUUUCACCGGGGAUCAAGCGAGGAAAAGUUUGGGAAGGAGAUAGUGGACGUGAAUCAGCUGAAGAUGGUGGUGAUACUCGAGAUUCGGGAGUUGCUGGAAUGGAAAUGCCGAUAGAGUUGGACCUAGACGAUGAAGAAGAAGAAUUUGAGGCAGCACUUGAUCAUGCCCCCGAAAGGGAUCUUGUAGACCUAGCAGGAAUUCUUGGCAUGCACAAUAUUUUGAACCAACCACAGUACUACAAUGCACUGAAAGGAAGAGGUCAAGAUGAUAGUACGGGUACUACUUUUGCGGGUGUUAUUCGAGCAUAUGAGCCGAAAGAAAUGCCAGAUGAACCAGACAACGAAACAGAUGUUGAUGAUUGCAUCAAGCGCUUAGAAGAAGAUGAUGAGGACAUGACAGAAGUAAAUAUUAACAAUAUGAAGCGGGUGUCGAAGGAAAGAAUAAGAAAAUUAAUCACCGCAGCAUGUGCCAGUAAACACAUCCACAAGUUAAGUAUGGCCAAUACUGCAAUUUCGGAUAGCGAAGCUCGGGUACGAGGUGUUCUGAUCUUUGUUUCUGUUGGCGGAAUGUCCUAUUAUUCA